UAGGCCGCUACUGAGGGGAGCCAUGGCCCAGGCUGAGCCCGAGGCGCUGUCGCUGCUGGCCCAGGUGGAGGCCUGGGGGCCUCAGGAGUGCCGGCGCCGGCUCCCCACUGCCCUGCCCCGGCUCCUCUCUGUUUAUCAGUUGGCUAACAAUUGGAGCCAGCGUAUUUGUGUUUUAAGGACCUUGAUGGAGAGAUUUCUACCACAAAUUAAUCUUACUGAUUUAGAGCAAACAUUUUCAUCUAUAAUAUUGCCAAAGACAGUAGAGUUCUUUGAUCUUUUGUUAUAUGAGAUAUCAAGCCAGGCUGAACCAUUAACAAGCCAGAAUGAAGAAUUACACAUGACAGUAAAGAACCAUAUACAGACCCUGGUACUAGUGCUGGAAGUAUUAACAGGGUGUGUGCGACACAUCUGUACUUUGCAAGAAGCUUUGCCAUUGGAUUAUGUUCACAGUCUUCCACUCUCUGUUCUUCAUAUAAUCAAGAAGACAUAUAUACACUGCAAGAAUAGUGAGUCGUUGUACAGUGAGUGUUUCUGCUUGUUUUCCGAUCUACUACAGUCUCUGUUUAAAGAGGCCUAUGCUUUGCAAAAGCAGAUUAUGGAACUGAUUGAGAUGGUAUCUGUGAACUCCUGUGCUACUGGAGAGAGUGUAGCAGUUAUGGUAUCAGUGAUUCACAUUCUGCUAGAGAUCUGCUCUACUGUUUCCAGUAUAGAUCGUGCUCUUCAUGCAAAUACAUGGAAAUUCAUCAUCAGGCAAAGUCUCAAACACAAGUCACUGAUCAAGAACAGCUUGAAACAUUCUGAUAUCUUAAACAGCCUUUGUGAGGAUAUCCUGUUUUCUUUCCAAUCUUGUAUGCAACUGGCUGAACAGAUGAAAUGGUCUGGAGCUGAGGAGAGCACUGAUUACAGGUUGUUCCAGAGGAUGAACAAACUAUGUAGAUUCUUUGCCAAUUCCCUGGUGCACUAUACCAAGGAGUUUACUCAUUUCCUGACAGAUUCCUGUUCUCAGCUUCAUCAGACAUACCUUCACAUAUAUAGCAAAUUUCCUCCAAGUCUCCAUGCUCCAGUGAUUUCCAAGGCUCAUCAGGAUGAAAUAGCAAGGGGAUUCCUAGUGACACUGGACUCACUUCUCAGUCUGCUGAUUUCCUUUAGACCUUUCAUUGAAGUGGUGUUAAGUAAAACUCCAGAACUCUCUCCUGAGCUGCACUUUCCACAAUGCCGAUUUCUGCUUUCUGUAAUGGACACAUUGCCAUCUCAGCCUCAGGAUGUGAAAGCCAUUUGGAACACAGAAAGUCAUUUCCCAGAAGAGAUUCCCAGAAAGCCCUUGCUUGCAGCCCUCUUCCGUAGUCUUCAGCAGUGCUCUGGUGAGCUUUCCCUUCCUGUCUUUUUUCGAGGAACAAUCGGAACAGGGCAAGAUGAAGAUCAUAUCACCUUUUACCACUAUGUCUGCAUCCACCUCUGUACCUUUAUCACAACACUCUCUGUAUCACAUUUUCAUCUACUGGAAUGCUCCUUGUUGGAGACCAUACUUGGUUCUAAUAUGAUCACUGCUCUCUUGGCAAUGGAUGCUUGGUGUUUCCUUGCUCGGUAUGAAACAGCCGAUCUGUGUGCUCACCAUACAUUUAUAGUAGCAUACUUGAUAAAAGCUUGCCCUGCUGAGAAUUACCAAGUCACUCUGCUGGGGGUCCUGUUACGACGUUUGCUCUUUUUGAUGGAUGCUGAUAACCAGGUGAAGUUUGCUGAUAGAUUUCCUCCUAAAGAUACAGAGAACCUGCUGUUAUGGCAGCAUCUUUCUCUCCAGGCCUUUAUGCCUCUGCACAGGCAACAGGUUGCCCAGGAAAUUUUUGAAGUAGGAUUCACACAAUGUCAGAAAUGGCUGAGCACUGAAAGAUCUUUAGAGGAGCUUCCACAAGUGAACAUUGCUUUCUCUGCCUUGCUAUCUGUUUGCCAGACUGCUGGAGAGACGCUGGAGAUGGAACAGCGUACAUCCAUUGUAGGAAUUCUUGGCCAGUUCUUAGCAGUUCUACAUGCCACUCAGGUGUCCAGUCUGCCGCAUCUACAGCAGACCUUUUGCUUGAUGUUUCGACUUCUGCAGCUAUUCAUCCAGAUGUUAGAGCCCCAGAUGCUAAUUCAGAUAUUUACACUGCAAACAUCCCUCAUCGAGCUGAAUCCACCCGAUCAUGUUCUCAUCGCAGUAUUAGAUUUUCUCUCUUCAGUGGGAAAAACCUUUAUUCUAUCAGACUUUCAGGCACAGGUCCUGCCUGAGUUAUGUUGUGUGUUUGCUGCGUUGCUGGCUUACAAUAAUUGGAUUAUUCAACAGCAUGCCAUAGAGGUGUUCACUCAGUUUGCAGAGGAAACAAGCCAUGAGGAUAUUCUUCCCCAGUGCCUUAACUCUGAAGAAAUCAAAAGUAAAGUUAUUGACUUCCUCUCAAAGACCCAUCAUAUAGAGGAGUCAGCAGAAGCAAGAGCAGAACGAAUGAAAGAGGAAAAUAUUCUUCUUAGCUCCCACUUAAUGGAAGCCAUAGCAGAGACCAAGAGGUCCUUGAUUUUAGAGCCAUCCGCCAAAAGAACUUGCUACUCACCUAGCGAGGUGCAGUACAGAUCAGCCAUUGAAACUGCUGAAAGAACACUGGAGGUGGUAAAGCUUCUGCUACAAAAGGGUCCACCCCCAAUUUGGCUUGCAAAGAAAUUAGAAGCAUUACAGAUGACAAUCAGUAACCUAAAGAAGAGCAUAUGUUGAUAAAUUUAAUCCUUCAUCUCAGGGUGAUUACAGUAUUGUAUUGCCUAAUACAGGUCUACACAAGAUAAUUACACAGCUGGAAGCCCAAAAUACAAGGUGCAUCCCACUAUGGAUGGUUCCAGGUAUUAAUGUUGGACACUCUGUUUAUUUAUACAGGUUGCAGGUGUAGAAUGGGAAAAUCCCAAUAGGAGGCCAAGGCCCGAUACAUACCUUGUUCAUGGUCCGGAGCAGCAGCGGCCUUUUUUCCUCCACAGGGAAGCCGCAGCCGCCAAACCUCACAGGUUCUUUUAAAGCCGCAGGGGAGGCAUAACAAGUGCCCUACUGGCGCAUUGGUUAAAUAAGUGCUGCGCGGCACUUAUGUAACUGGCAGCACCCGUGUAUACAGGGUGCCACCAUUGUUAUGGCGCUGCGCUGUACUAGGGUUAGGGACUGUGCAGUUGCUGCGUGGUCCUUUAACCCUAGUAUGGUGCCAGCACGGUGCAUUAGCACUGUCUGUACCGCACCCAAGUUAACUAAUUGGUCAUGGAUAAAACACAUGCCAGUUUUAGAUGCCAUUCACUUUCACUGUUGUCCCCAAAAUCCUUUACUGUUGGUAGGAAGGAUGCAUUACAGACACGAUCUACUGUUGCUCUAAGGGCCUUCCAUCUAGAAAUGAAAGUGUCCAACCUAACAAUGAAGAAUUGCUGCUACAUUGUGAUUUUACUCUCCUAGCUUAAGCACACAGCUGCUCACUGCAUACAGAUAACCUUGUGAAAAACAUUUGUCCUAGAAUUAUGUGUGGAAGCAAUUGGAAUGUUUUUCCCCCAUAAAACAAAUUACAGAAAUUUUUCUUGUUGAAAAAUAAAACCACACAUUUGCAAUAUCUGCUUCUCUCUAAGGACUCUUUAUCAGCCAACAAGGCAGGAGAUCCCAGUGGCAGUUAAGGUCUAAAGAUUGCAGAGUAGAAAUGCAAGUUUUUGUCGUGGCUGUGAAGAUAUUGUAUUCUUGCAUCCAUGAGGCUGUAGAAAGAGCUCUCUAUCGCCAAGAUAACUCAAGGUUUCAAUUGUCACUAGUUGGCAUUAGUCCCCAGUUCAGUGGCUCCUGUUCUUCCCAGCCAACAGUGUUCACAUAAAAUAAGGCUAAAUUUCGACAACUGGAUUAAUGCUAAAUUGGCUGCACAGCUAAACUGCUGAAAGCUUUUUCUUGGUAGUAGAAGAUUGCAGGCAAGCUUUUUGCACUUUGUCCACCUCUUCUUCCACAACAGCCAUGGGAGCAGUUCUUUCUAGGUAGCCUUUACUUUCAGCAGUGAUUCCUCUUGUUCGGAGUAGUGCCACACGUGUUCUAAGUAACACCUUAGAAAUAACCAUAUUAGUUGUAUUGCUUUCCAGCUCUGUAUAGGAGGUAUGGGAGAUGUCACCUGUAGCCCUAUGAAUACUCAAGUUCUGUAGUGGCAAAAGAACAGCUUGCUUUUAACAAGCAACCACUCAAGAACAGCCCCACAUUGUUAGUGGUUUAAUUAUUGGGAAACAUUCUGAACAAUUCUAUAUUGUAUACUGUAGACUUGGAUAUUGUAUUUACACAGUGUCCAGGUCUGCUGUGGAUUCAUUUUAUGAAUGAUCACACUAGCUGCCAAAUUUAACAGUCCUUCAUCUGACACUUCCUCACUAAUGAAGGGGUCUUCUGCUGUAUGUCUAGCUCUUAUGUCCCCUAAAGAAGAGACUGGCUGUGAGGAACAGAACUCACUGGCUAGUUCAGGCAAGGAGUGCAAGCAUCCUCCUCAUGGCAAGCAGUGAGGAUGCAUCUUUGGUACCAAGGAAAAAUCCAAAGCUACCCAUGGAGUGGAGCUCCUAGGCUACCUUUUCAUAAGGAGAGUGAUAACAUGCCAGAUACUGUGUCUCCAUCUGAGAUGGCAGCAGUACAAGAGCGUUUGGGGAGUGGGCCAGCACAGAGGCAGGUUGAAGACAUCAGAUCAAUUGGAUCUGUUCCAGCCAUUUUUGCUCAGCAGUUAGCUUCUGUAAAUAAGUUGAGCUCAAAACAGACCGUGGAUGCUAGAGGCAAUAUCCAUCACUUCUUGUGGAAGAUGCCCUUGCCAGUUUAGAGACUGGUCUUAAGGGAUCUAAAUUAUUCUUCAGAGUGUCUUUACCUGGUUUGUUUUCCUGGCUUCUGACUGACUUCUUGGCCUUAACAACCAAUGCUGACAGCAGCGUAUCACUCCACAAUAUUAGUUUGCAACACCAGAGGAAAAACACUUCCCUUCAGCUGAAAUUAUACCCAAUUGGUUUUGAAGAAACUCUGAAGCCCUCCCCUGCAUUUAAGGAUACAAAGACACUGCAAAAUAGUAAGUAGAACCAAACAUAUAACAAGCAGCAUAAACCAGGCCUCUUUUUCUUCUCUCAUUCCUCAAAUAGUCAGUAAUGAAACCCCUAAUCACCUACUGUCCAGCAAAAAUGAUAAUGAAUGCUGGUCAGAUAUUUGGAAUUGAAUUGUCCAACCUAACAGUAAAAAUCUUUCACCAAAAUUCUCCUUCCAUCCGAGCUCCUAGUUUUAGAUGCUACCUGACAAAAUAGGGGCAUGCCAUUUUGCACAGAGCAGCACAUGAUCAACACAGAGUAAGCCGACAUUGCAGCUUUCCAGAUCCCUGGAGUUGAUCCCUCAUAAACAUUUUGAGGAACAGUAACAACAUCUCAAAAACAUCCAACCAACCCACCCAACACAUUGUUUUUAGUUGGUUUUUUUAAAUCUACUGGAAAUAUUUUUAAAUCUUAAUUUGCAGUUUUUGAAAGCCACAUUGAGUCCCAUUUUGUGAUGGCAUAUAAAUGAAGUAAAUCAAAACUAUAUUAUAAAGACAUCUUAUUUUGGUACAAGAUGAAGCAGCUUUAAUUCCUAACAGUAAACCCUUUUUAGUAUCUGAUUCCUACCUCAAAAUUAAGAAAAUAUGCUAUUUGGGGCAGGCAGACAGUGACCCUCCAGAUGAUGCUACCAUAAGUCCCAAUAAGCAUAGCUAAUGGUCAGGAUGACAAGAAUUGUAGUCCAACAAUUUCUGGAAGUCCAUACGUUUUUCACUCCUAAGCUAGGCUCUUCAAGCAUUCUUUGUGACAAUGCAGACACACAAAAUGAAAUGCCCCCUAGGAUCUCCUCUAUUCUUCACUCCACAGCACUUCUCUCCUGGGUUUCCCAAAAUGUGCAAAUGUAAUUCCUUUAGCUCCUUAUUGUUGAAAAGAGUAGUUUCUAGGCUGAAGCUAUAAUGUAUAUACAAGUUGACUGAGGAGGGGGUCCAGUGAAGUUGGAAAGAGAUGUAAAGUAGGAGAGAGAUGGCUGGAGAGACACAAGAAUCUAUGAAAUGGCAAGAAGCAUAGUUUCAUACCAAGCACUAUGUUUGGAUUCCUGCCAUUUCAUAGAUCUGUCUCUCUACAGUACUAUACAACUUGUAUUCCAAAAUUCUCCCCCCCCCCCCCCAAAAAAAUCCAACUCUGAAACACUUCUGGUCCUAAACCUGUAGUUGAAUCUCUAUAACCUCAUUUUCAUUUUUUUAAAAUACCUUCUGCUAAACUAUACUCCAUAGAAUCUAUACACUUCUCAGAGUUCUUACAAGUCGCUGUGGCACACACUCUUAUGGAUGACAGCACCCUGGGCCUUCUUCCCCCACUGCUGUCCCCAAAAUAAAACAGACCCUUUUAAAAAUCUCUGUUAAAAAGGGCUUUGCAAUGGUAAUGUGGAUCUAAUUCAAGAUGUAGACAAGCUUUUUCCAAAACAAGAUCAAAACUUUAUUGUACAGAUGUUUCUAAUAAAAGUUACUUGAAUUAAUAUAAAUAAAUAAAUGUUGUUAUUUCA
Molecule: messenger RNA, 6547 nt
Organism: Sceloporus undulatus (fence lizard)
Lineage: Eukaryota; Metazoa; Chordata; Lepidosauria; Squamata; Phrynosomatidae
Gene: FIRRM
Product: chromosome 2 C1orf112 homolog
Exons: 24
Coding region: 23-2737 (904 amino acids)
Source: RefSeq, a predicted model, not a curated record